AUGGACGUGCGUCAAGUGCCAGUUAUCGACAUCGGAGCCCUAAUGACCCCCGCCACUGAUGCUGAAGUGGACUCCGCUCUGCGUGACCUCACGAGCGACGACCUGCGCCAGGUUGUCGACAAGGUGCGCGCCGCCGCGAGUGAGUGGGGGUUCUUCUCCAUCGCCAACCACGGACUACCGCAGCAAGAGGUGGACGAGUUCCAGGAGGCCAUACGCUCCUUCUUCCGUCUGCCAGUUGAGACCAAGCGCACGAUCCUUCGAACGGCCAACAACAACCGUGGCUACGUCGUGGACGAGCUCACCAAGAACAAGACGGACUGGAAGGAGUGCUUCGACUUUGCUGGCGCCCACGAAGACGAACCCCCUACCGACAAGAUCGAGCGGCUGGGCGAUGAUCGCAACCAGUGGCUCGAGGAGGAUAUUCUACCUGGGUUCCGAGACGAGAUGCAGACGUACUACAAGAAGAUGGAGUACAUCUCGCGUCGCCUGUUGAAGGUAUUCGCCGUCGCGUUGAGUGAGGAGCCGGCCUUCUUCGACCAGUUCUACCAGGGGAACCACUCGAGUCUGCUGAGACUGAACCACUACCCGGUGGCCCUCGAACCGGAGAAGACCAUGGGCGUCUACCACCACACCGACUUCGGUGCACUCACCGUCCUGCUGCAGGACGACAAUGUGGCGUCGCUGCAGGUACUCCACCGCGAGUCGCAGACGUGGGUCAACGUUCCUCCACGCAAGGGCACGUACACGAUCAACAUCGGCGACAUGGUGCAGGUCUGGUCGAACGACAAGUUCAUGGCCCCGCUGCACCGCGUGGUGGCUAGCGACAAGGCUGGGCGCUUCUCGGCUCCGUUCUUCUACAACCCGUCCAACCACGUGACGAUCGAGCCCAUCGUGGUGAAGGAGGGCGAGGUGGCCAACUACCGGCCGUUCAACUGGCGUCAGUUCCAGUUGGCCCGGUACCAGGGCAACUACGCCGACGUAGGCAAGGAGAACCAGAUCGGAGACUUCAAGAUCCACGGAGCUAUUGACGUCGCCAACGCGUAG
This is a messenger RNA of Phytophthora sojae, 1044 nucleotides long. RefSeq lists its product as hypothetical. Bases 1 to 1044 code for a protein of 347 amino acids. The transcript has a single exon. Gene Ontology annotation, molecular function: dioxygenase activity. Lineage: Eukaryota; Oomycota; Peronosporomycetes; Peronosporales; Peronosporaceae. The record is from RefSeq and is a predicted model, not a curated record.